This is a messenger RNA of Brassica napus (rape), 1909 nucleotides long. RefSeq lists its product as uncharacterized. The record is from RefSeq and is a predicted model, not a curated record. The transcript is spliced from 4 exons. The coding region runs from base 496 to 1797 and encodes 433 amino acids. Lineage: Eukaryota; Viridiplantae; Streptophyta; Magnoliopsida; Brassicales; Brassicaceae.
UAGCCAAAUAUCACAAUUUUUCUUCGGUCUCAGAAUAUUUUUUACUUCCACAGCGAACGAGAGAGAAAGAGAAAGAAAGAAGAGAAAAAGCUUCUCUCUUUGUUUGUGCUCUGUGAAAACCCAAAAUCGAAUUCUCAUCGUAAUCAUAAAGUCUCUGUCUUUAACCAAUUUAAAGUCUCUCUUGAUUCUACCAUUUUCAUUAUUCACAUUUUUUCCUAACCCCAGAUUGAUAAAAAAAAGAGAGUAUUUUUCCUUUUAAAAGGAUUUUGAAAGGUCCUAGCUUUCCUUGGGAUCUAUCAAAGUUUCUUGAAGAUAAUGCUUUCGGGUUUAUACAGGUCGAUGUGACAGAGCUUUAGCUUGAGUUUUCUUUGUUUCUUAGAGAUUAUUAGCUCAAGACUGAUAAAAGAACAACACUAACAAUGAUCCAGUGAGGACUUGAUUCUGGUGCAAAUUGAUUGAUCAUACCACCAUGGGGAAACAUCUCUGACUUUUCAAAUGGAUCCCCAAGCUUUUAUCCGUCUUUCAGUUGGCUCACUUGCCUUAAGAAGUCCCAAGUAUCUCCUAAACCCUGCUUCAACCUCUGAUGAGAAGAAGAACUCUUGUUCCCAAUGCUCUUGCGAGAUAAAACUCAGAGGCUUCCCCGUUCAGACCACAUCCAUCCCUCUGAUGCCUUCCUUAGACGCAGCUCCUGACCAUCACAGCGUCUCCACAAGCUUUUACCUAGAAGAGUCUGAUUUAAGAGCUCUCCUGACCCCUGGAUGCUUCUAUAACCCCAACGCUCACUUGGAAAUUUCGGUUUUCACCGGUAAAAAGAGUUCUUCUCACUGCGGAGUUGGUGCUAAAAGACAGCAGAUUGGGGUGUUUAAGCUGGAGGUGGGUCCUGAAUGGGGAGAAGGAAAGCCAGUGAUUCUGUUUAAUGGAUGGAUAGGUAUUGGAAAGAACAAGAGAGAUGGUGGUGCACAGCUUCAUCUGAGAGUGAAGCUUGAUCCUGAUCCUAGAUAUGUUUUCCAGUUCGAGGAUGUUACUACUUUGAGCCCUCAGAUAGUUCAGCUUCGUGGCUCGGUCAAGCAACCUAUCUUCAGCUGCAAGUUUAGCCGAGACAGGGUGUCACAGGUGGAUCCGUUGAACGGAUACUGGUCAAGUUCAGGGGAUGGAACCGAGCUUGGGAGUGAGAGACGCGAGAGAAAAGGCUGGAAGGUGAAGAUACAUGAUCUCUCUGGCUCUGCUGUUGCUGCAGCUUUCAUAACAACUCCUUUUGUCCCAUCCACUGGCUGUGAUUGGGUGGCCAAGUCCAACCCUGGUGCUUGGCAUGUGGUCAGGCCUGACCCAUGCCGACCAAACAGCUGGCAGCCAUGGGGAAAGCUAGAAGCUUGGCGGGAACGCGGGAUCAGAGACUCUGUCUGCUGCAGGUUCCAUAUCCUUUCAAACGGGCAAGAAGUUGGAGAUGUUUUAAUGUCAGAGAUUCUCAUCAGCGCUGAGAAGGGCGGGGAGUUUUUGAUCGACACGGACAAACAGAUGCUGACCGUUGCAGCUACGCCGAUCCCAAGCCCGCAGAGCAGCGGAGACUACUCGGGUUUAGGACAGUGUGUCUCUGGAGGAGGGUUUGUGAUGAGCUCGAGAGUGCAAGGGGAAGGGAAAAGCAGCAAGCCAGUUGUGCAGUUGGCUAUGAGGCAUGUGACUUGUGUGGAAGAUGCAGCUAUCUUCAUGGCGCUUGCUGCUGCUGUUGAUCUUAGCAUUCUGGCUUGUAAACCUUUCAGGAGGACUAGCCGGAGAAGGUUCCGCCAUUACUCAUGGUGAUCAAAUGAACACUCUCUUUCUUUUCUUAUUUGUACAGUUUUUGAAUUGGACUCAAAGUCAUUGUAUUAGGAAGAAACUGGUUUAAGAUUAAUAAGUUUAACUCAUCUCAGAA